UCUCACUAGAAGUCGGACAGAAAGUCAAAUAAUUAGCUAGCACUUAUUCAGCUGUACUUAUUGUUGUGUGGGCUUUCAUAUAUCCUAAAACAAGCGGUUCAGUACUAGAUAAACACAGUCUUGGUGAUGAUCACGGUUUUUUUAACCUACCGAGAUAACAGGUGAAGAACAAGUUAUCAGAUAAACGAUAUUUGUGAAUUAGCUAUCCCCAGCUAUCUUGGAGUUCAUGUAUCGACAAUGACAGGUAACCAGCUAGCAUAGCUAGCUAGCAUUUCAGUGAGUUUAGAGCGUGACAAUAUUCUGUUUCAUGUGUGCGACUGUUCAGGGUGCCUUGGGUACAUAGAUUGCUUACAAUUGAGUUACCAUCUUGACCUCAUCGAACACCUUACAGAUUUCUUUAACUGAACGACUUUGGGGAAUCACUUCACUCAAGCGACUGAAUCGUUUGACCAGCCUAAGAUGUUUGGCAAAAAGAAUAAGCGGGCACCAGCAGCGAAAGGCCAAGGUGCUGCAGCAGCGAAACAGAUGGGGCUGUUCGUUGAUUUCAACCCGGAGGAUAUGAUGGACGUGACCCAGAGCAUGGACGACCCGGAUCUUGAGGCUGAAUUUGCUGCCAUCAUAGGAAAUAAACCAGGCGUUGCUGCUAAAGGGAAAAAGGCAGCCAAAGCACCAUUACCAAUGGAGGAUAUUGAAAAGAUGACAGAGGCAUGCAUGAAAGAUAUUGAUGAUGAUGAUGAUGAUGAUGACAACCUGGAGGAUGAUGACGAUCUCUUGGCUGAGCUCCAGGAAGUGGUUGGUGAAGAGGAAACGGAGGACUCGGGGGCAGUAACCCCCAGCUCUAUGGGCACCGAAGAUACACAGCUAGCUGCACUGGUGCCGCAGGAAUCCAAGUUGACCUCAAUACCUGGGAGCAUUGAGCACACCCUGGAAGAAAAAAUAACCAUGUACAGAACUGCCAUAACCAAUGCCAAAGCCUCGGGGGAGUCAUCCAAGGCCCGCCGAUACGAGAGAGGCCUCAAGACCCUGCAGGGCAUGCUGGCAUCCACACGGAAAGGUGGCAAGAUCAAUGAGGCGGAGAUUCCUCCUCCAGUGGCGUGUGGGCCCCCCGGUGUCCCUGCCCGAGCUCCACCUGUCACAUUGAUGCCUGAGCUGGAGUCUCCUGAGGAGCAUGGCGAGUCGGACAGCGCCGUGGACGUCUCUCCCAUGUCCGGGGAGAUGUCCUUGGUUUCCAUGGAGGCGGCAGUUAGCAGUGAGGAAACGUUCUCCUGUGCCACCUCGCCGGAGGAAAAACAUGCAGGUGGUGUUCCAGAAUCCGACUCAGCCGAAAAAGAAAAGGAAGGAGUGGUUCCAGGAUCCCAUACAGCUCUGGCAGAACAUCCACUGGAACAGCCCACCAAGGAGAUGCUGCUCGAUUGGCAGAAGGCAUACAGAAUUGCAGCUGUAAAAGCGAAGCAAGCCGGAGAUCUAGAGCAAGCCAAAACACACAUGAAAACAAGCAAGGGGUUUGAUGCUGCUAUUGAGGCUCUAGAGAAAGGCCAGACCAUCGACAUGAACAGCCUGCCUCCCCCUCUCUCAGUAGGCCAAGAAGCUCCUGCAAGCCAGUCCACUCCUGGCCAACCCAAGACUGUUCUAGAAGCUUUGGAGCAGAGAAUGGUCAAAUACAAUGAGGCUAGUGCACAGGCCAAGGCCAGCGGGGACGAGCGCAAGGCCCGCAUGCACGACCGCAUUGCCAAGCAAUACCAGAGCGCUAUUCGUGCCCAUAAAGCUGGCCGUGCUGUCAACUACGAUGACCUACCCACCCCUCCAGGUUUUCCACCAAUCCCAGGCCAGGCAGCUGCUGCACCUGAACAGGGAUUUGCUGCUGUGCUUGAAGCAGCCAAUAAGCUGGCCUCUAAUGAAGCAGAUGGUGGGGAAGAGGAUGAGGAUGAUGGAGAUGAGAAACAGGCCAAGGAGGCUCCAGCCACAGACAACCAGAAAAAGCCAACCAUGCCCGUGCCUCCGAUGGUCCAGCGUCCUAAAAGGAGCUCUUCACCUCCCCCAGACAGAAGAGCCAAAAUGGAGAGUGUGUCAGCCACAGCCACAGAUCAGCUAGAGGUUCUUGAAGUCCGGAAGAAGCAGUACAUGAAAGCGGCCCUGCAGGCCAAGCAGAAGAAUGACCUGGAGCAGGCCAGGCUGUUCCUGCGCACAGCCAAGAGCUUGGACCCGCUGAUCGAGGCCGCACGCAGCGGCAAGGCUAUGGACAUGAGUAAGGCACCGUCCCCUCCUGGUGAUGAAGAUGAAGACUUCAUUUUGGUGCACCACAGCGACCUUCAGACCUCCGAGAAGGCUGAAGAGGUGUAUAGUCAACUCACCAAUAUCCUCAAGGAACAGUAUGAGAAAUGCAUGACCCUAUCCAAGCAGUUCACACACAUGGGGAAUGUGGCAGAGACUACCAAAUUUGAGAACAUGGCAGCAAAAUGUAAGAAGAGUUUGGAAAUUGUGAAACUGGCUCAGAACAGGGGUCUUGACCCUCCCAGACACCACUUCGAAUGGAGAACCUACCACACUGUCAGGAUAUUUCCAGAGCUUAGUAGCACUGAUAUGGUAGUGAUAAUUGUAAGAGGCAUGAACCUGCCUGCUCCUCAGGGUGUUGCAUCAAAUGACCUAGAUGCUUAUGUCAAGUUUGACUUCCCCUACCCCAGCUCAGACCAACCUCAGAGACACAAAACUUCAGUCAUCAAAAACACAAAUAGCCCAGAGUACAGCCAGAGCUUCACCCUAAAUAUAAACCGGAACCAUCGUGGCUUUAGGAGGGUGGUGCAGUCCAAAGGUCUCAAGCUGGAGGUGUUCCAUAAAGGCGGCUUCCUGCGGAGUGACAAGCCGGUGGGAACAGCACACAUCAAGCUUGAGAAGCUGGAGUGCGAGAGUGAAGUGCGCGAAAUUGCGGAGAUCAUGGACGGCCGCAAGCCCACAGGCGGUCGUCUGGAAGUGAGAGUGCGUCUGAGGGAGCCCCUGAGUGGCCAGGACCUCAGCACGGUCACGGAGCGCUGGCUAGUACUGGACCAGUCACAGGCCUUUCUUUAACAACACUGGAGAAAACCAUGUCUAGAGGUCGGUCCAACAUGGUCCUCUUCACUCUCUCAUUAGUUGGGUCUCUGCACAGUCUCCAACAUGCUGCUUCUCUUGAAGUUAAGAGAUUAGAAGAAGUGUCACUUCCAUGCAUCUAGAGACACAGAGGUUUGUCCACAUGUUCACUUUGGACAGAGAUGCUAUCAUACUCUGAUAAUACCAGCUUGGACUGUAACCUAAUAGCACACAGUCAGGUGAUUUUUCUUUUCAGAAUUCAAAUAGUAGCUUUUGGGGGGGGGAAGAUACCAUAUUAUUUACUGGUAUUUGAAUUAAAAUAUGUUCUCUUAAUUUUACGACAUUGAUCCCCACUGUUACAGGAGUCAGGUCUAGGUUAGUAGAAACUAACCUUUUUCUUUUGUUGCUGCUUCUCUGGGAUGCAUCUAUGCACUAACACCAAAGUGAUCGCUGUUGCUGUAGCACAGUGUAGUACAACUAAAAAAAACUGUUCUUACUUGCAUUGAAGCACAUACUGCUGCCAUGUUGUUCGAAUUAUUUAGGAUUGAUUUAUCUAUGCAAAAUGGUUUGCAUUGAAUCCCAAAUGUUUUAUAAGACACUGCAACACUUGUUUGUACCUUAAAGGAAGUUCACUGCACGGAUAGACACGGGUUUCCCUAAAGCUCACCCUGCCCUAAGAGCAGUUCGACAGCUUCAUUCAUUUGCAUGACAUUUGAAGCCAUAGUCUCACCAAUGCAAAUGGAAUAAGGCAUCUUCGUAAGCUUUGCUAGCAAGCUGGGUUCUUCUGUCAUCUGGCCUGGAAUAGGUACUGAAGCCAAUAUGUACACACAAUGAUGGGGAAACCUGUUUCUGGUACCAACCCCCAACGGUGAAGCUGUUCAGUGUGCAUGAGAUUUAAACCCAAGGCUAUCUCAGAGUGCAUGCUUACCACCUACUAUCUUUGCACUUCAAAAGCUUCUGAGGGGGUGGCAGGUUGCUCCUUUGGCCUUCUUAGCCAUGUUUACAUAGAAUGUUCUUUUGUGCAAAUUGGAUAAUGUUGUACAAUUUAUUGUUCUUGUCUCUUUAAUAGAUAAAGAAUAUAUUGCAGGAGUCCUUACAUUGCCAAGCCAAAUGAUUGCCAUUGAAAUAUACUUAUUUAAAAGAGCCACCUCUUCCCCUUUUUCUUACCAGUGAUACAUGGUAAUCACAUAACUGUGCUCCACUUAGACAUAAUGUUGAACUGUAUUUUUUUUUUUUAAGACUUUUUGCUUUAUUUCACUACACUAUGGUUCUUUAUUUCAAAGCAUGAACAUUUUUGCCUUUAUUCAGGUUUUAUUGAGACACCAAUGCAUCCUGAGUAAUACUCAAUAAGGAAAUGACUUGCUCAGAAGCAAUGUUCCAUUCCCUCUCUGCAGUGGUUAUGCAAGUUGAGUGGUCUUCAAAUUUAUUUUUCAGACUGUUGCAGAAACACUCAUUAAAAAAACUCAAGACA
Messenger RNA from Electrophorus electricus (electric eel), 4534 nucleotides. RefSeq names its product coiled-coil and C2 domain containing 1B (gene cc2d1b). The record is from RefSeq and is a predicted model, not a curated record. Lineage: Eukaryota; Metazoa; Chordata; Actinopteri; Gymnotiformes; Gymnotidae. Gene Ontology annotation, molecular function: DNA-binding transcription repressor activity, RNA polymerase II-specific.